Molecule: messenger RNA, 2385 nt
Organism: Cladocopium goreaui
Lineage: Eukaryota; Dinophyceae; Suessiales; Symbiodiniaceae
Source: the annotation of a GenBank genome assembly
AUGCUUUUACUUGAGCAAUGUGAGCAGCUGUCACUCAAUGGUGAUAGCGCUUUGCUGUCCAAAGCUGCGUUUCGAUUUCAGAGGGAUGCGGUAACACCUGCUCAGCUGUGGUGGCGCCUGGACCUUCUGCAUGAGAAGUUGAUCAGCAAGGGAGAAAAGAGAAAGUUAUACAGAUGGGUUUGCUUUUUGAAAGAUGCAGUUAGUCAAACAAAGCUUUUGUCCGGGAAUGAUGUGUGCAAAUGGCUGCACAUGAGAAGUUCCGACCUUCCGCACAAUGCAUUGCCACACCAUGUUGCUACAUCUACAGGCCUGAUUGCUUUCAUUGCUUUUGUUUUGCGAGACGGCCGAACUUCGUCAAUCAUUGACUUUUGUCGGAGUUUACUUGCAAACAUUUGUGCUCGUGCAGUUGCUCACUUGACUGGGCCAGUCGAAAUCAUCAUCGGUGAUGACAUUGCGCCUCUUCGUGUUUUACCUGGUGGCUUAGUGCAAGGCUUGGCCGAUGCAAUUUCAAGCAGGCACGCGAUGGUGUGGCAGACGUGGCAAAACGAAUGGCUGGCCAUGCAUGAGCAGCAAGAGCUUUCCUCUCUGCCAGAUGACGCUUCACUUCUCCUGACUGAUCUUGUGAAAUUCUCUUUUGAAAUCGACAGAAGGAGAAGGUCGACAAACAAACACAUUUGGCCACGUGAUAGCCAGACAGGGAUGACCCUUCACAGUGUGUUGAAAGGGUUGGUUGUGUUCCUGAGUCAUCAUUUGGAUGACUUUGUCUUGAACUACUUUAUUCAUGAGCAUGACUGUUCCGAAGCUGUGCCCUCGAGACGUCGUUCCAAUGGCGGUGGAGAGGUUGCCAAGCGGGUUCGAAUGUCAGCUGACACCAUUUUUGAAAUCAUCCAGGAUGCAAAAGAUUCUGGCCUGUCGAUGCGGGAGGCUGUCAAUUUUUUGAAACGCAGUGGCAGGUUAUCAGCUGCUGCUGGCACUCAUCCCAACGCUACUGAUGCUUGGAUGAGAAGACAUCAAAAAAUAUACGAUGACCGAGCUGUGAUUGCAUUCGCAGGGACCAAUCAUCUGAACCUGAUUGCCGACGGCUCCAAGCAUGCGGGGAAAGAAGUUCUUGUGACAGUUGCGUACUCCUGGGAGAACAAUACAGCCGCAUUUGCUCCUGUCCAGGUCAUAAUGCCGCUGGACGAUAUCGCCCCUGGUGAGAUGGAUUUGACAAGCCUCAUUGAGAAGCUCGCCAAGGAUGAGAACAAAUUGCAGCGUGUUGCAUCCUACCGUCAUCUGCAAGCGGUGAGCCACCAGGUGAACUUACUGACAGCAGGACGCCUGUCUGGCCUUGACAGCUUUUCCGUUCCCAGUGAUAUAUGCCUAUCUGCAGUCCAGCCGGGACAUGACCGUUUGAUCCACCGAGAAGGGCCGAGAAAUCGUGUGUAUCACAAGUGCCGGGCUUCUGGGGAUGAAGAUGCCUUGAUGCCGCAGAAUGCGGACUGGUGGAAAACACUGCCUUUGCUAGUUUUACAGUUUGACCAGGGUCCAACAUGCACUGGAGCUGCAGCGUACGCUAUUCACCACCUUGGAAAGUUGAUAUCCGUUCGCUGGGACAUAUACCAUCGCAGUAUCCGCGAUGUCAAACUCUCUUUGCUGCACUGCAGUGGUGGUGUGUUCUUGCAGGCCCAGAUGUAUUCUCAAUACAUCUGGGCCCUUAGCUACCGACCGUGCGGGACAUCAGGCUUUCAUGAGGACAAGUUGCGGCUCCUGGAUGUGAUGAUGAGCAGGGAAGACCCUGAGUCCUGUGCCCUUUUUCACGAUUGCUGGGAAACGAUCCGAGAUGACCUUGGUAUGCCCUCAUUCUCAACGAUGCAUGAUGUUUGGCGAAAACUCCCAACAGGUGAUGCUUUUCAGUCCAAGGGAACUCUUCCCAAGCUGAGCAGAUGGUUCAGCUGGAACCAAUCAUGUGAGGAGCAGCUGCCAUCGUGGAACAUCUUGAAGUUGGUGCUGAAGUACCAUUUCUGGGAAAAAGACAUCGACCCAGAUGUUGCUGCUCAGAAACGUGAGCUCGCUGCGAUUGCCCAGAUGGAUGAUCCGAAGGAAGAAGAGAAAGUGAAUGUUCGGAAGCAGUUUUCGCUUCUCAAGGAAAAGCUGGGAGGGGGGCUCAAACUGGCUCUCUACUGCCUUUCUGAUCGCCUGUGGCAACAAGUUCAAAUACUCCAAAUGGUCAGUCGGCCAACUUGGACUUGGUACAGCGCAUCGGUUCGAAACAUGAAGAACAGUCAAGACCAUGUUGAGCGGCUGAUGGCAUUGGCCCAGUACUGGCAGCAAGAUGAGCAUCUGCAGAGUACUGCAGCUGUGCCAACUGCCAAAAGCCCAGAACUGCUGAACUUACUUCAUUGA